This is a messenger RNA of Monopterus albus (swamp eel), 3464 nucleotides long. RefSeq names its product tribbles pseudokinase 1 (gene trib1). Lineage: Eukaryota; Metazoa; Chordata; Actinopteri; Synbranchiformes; Synbranchidae. The record is from RefSeq and is a predicted model, not a curated record. Gene Ontology annotation, cellular component: nucleus. Bases 473 to 1561 code for a protein of 362 amino acids. The transcript has 3 exons. Gene Ontology annotation, molecular function: protein kinase activity; ATP binding; mitogen-activated protein kinase kinase binding. Gene Ontology annotation, biological process: protein phosphorylation; regulation of MAP kinase activity; positive regulation of proteasomal ubiquitin-dependent protein catabolic process.
AGGUAAUAGCAGCAGGCAGUUUCAUCAGAGACGAGCCGAGCUGGAGUCGGUGCCGUUACUGGAUUGCUCAAUGGUUGUGUCACCAGGAGGCUGGACUGCUCGGGCGGAGUGUUUGAGCUCAGAGCUCAACAUCAUAGGAGCUCACUCACUCUCUGCCUCUCUCUGAGUGCGGGGCGGUCUGUCUAUCUGUCUUUCUCUCUGUCUCUGGUGCUGUCUACCCCCCACCCCCACCCCCUCUCUCUUUCAGUCCGUAUUUCUCACCAGAAGUACAGUACACAGACCUCAGAGCCACGGGCAUUCGCUCUCCAAAAGGACGCAGGUUGGAUUAUUACCAAAAACGCACCGUGACUGAAUCCGCAGAAGUUUCAUUUAUAUCUCAACUAGUAUGAGUCUCACAUGGAUGGAGCGCACUGUUUGCAGUUUAUUGUAACCAUCACAUCCUAAACAAGUCAGGGUCUCGUUAGUUGCUUUCAUGGUGAAUCAGUCAAUCAGGAUGAACUUGCAGUGGAGCAGCCCAGCACCCUGCAUUCGCACCGGUAGGGUCGCGCACAAGGGGCUGGACUCAGACGAUCAACCGCUGGCUAAAUGCGCAAGGCUGAGCGGGGAGGCGGGGGACACACACGGACUCCUCGCCACCUCUCCCGGGUCCCCGGCCAGGCUGGUCUCAAUCCCUGGCCCGGCGACCCACCAGGGACCGUCCAGGAUAGGACCGUUUCUGCUUCUACCUCUGACGGACCGGGAGAUCACGCACAGCGCGAUGAACACCGACACUGGCGGCGAGCUACUGUGCAAGGUCUUUAAUAUGGGGGUCUACCAAGAAAAGAUCAGAGCCUAUGGGAUCCUACCUGCCCAUAGGAAUGUGGCCGGCGUCAAGGACAUCAUCCUUGGUGAACGCAAGGCCUACGUGUUUCUGGACAAGGACUUUGGGGACAUGCACACCUUGGUGAAGAGCUGUCGCAGGCUUGAUGAGGAGCACGCCUGCAGGCUUUUCCGUCAGGUGGCUCUGGCGGUGGCACACUGUCAUCAGUCUGGCAUCGUGCUGGGCGACCUCAAACUGCGCAAGUUUGUCUUCGCUGAUGAGAAAAGGACUCAGGUGAAACUAGAAAGCCUCGAAGACUGCCACGUCCUGGAAGAUCCAAACGACGACUCCAUAUCAGACACCCACGGCUGCCCCGCUUACGUUAGCCCAGAGAUCCUCAACGGAUCUGCGCCUUACUCCGGCAAGAUGGCCGAUAUGUGGAGCCUGGGUGUCAUGCUGUACACCAUGCUGGUUGGCCGUUACCCCUUCCAUGACCCGGACCCGGCCACGCUGUUUUCAAAAAUCCGCCAAGGCCAGUGCUGUGUGCCAGAGGGCCUGUCACCCAAGGCCAAGUGUCUGCUCCAGAGCCUACUGAGGAAAGAACCCUGGGAGAGACUUACAGCGAUGGAGCUGCUCGCGCACCCUUGGUUCCACCAGCCACUGUCACCACAAGAAGUGGCAGUGGGUGAACAGGAAGUGAGCUCGGCGGAACAGAUGGUGCCAACCUUCGAUGUGGAAGAGGACAGUAAUCUGUUCUGCUGAUGGAUACGACUCAGCUGAGUCUAGCUGAGGGACCAAAACAAAAUCCCAUUGAUGGAUUCAUUGUUAUUUUGUUUGUUUUUUACAUUGGCACUUUUUAGAAACUCAUUUGUGUUCUGUUGUGUGUACAUACACCCUGAAGCUUUCUACAAAAACUUACUGUACUGUACUUUGUUGUCGUAUAUGUGUUACUAGCAAAGGGCAUUGUUCACAAUGAUCAUUCAUUGUGUUUCUACAUGUUUUUGAAAUUAUCUGGUGCUAAAAGAAGUAAAAAGAACUCCAAACUUGCCACAUUAUAUUAACAGAAUAACCUCUGCUGGCUACUAUGAAUAUGAGUAUCACAGAAAUUUAAAACCAUGGCAAACUUGCUCUCAGCCUGGACUCGCAAGGCUUCAGAAAUCAUUAGAGGAAUCCUGAAGGUGAGGCAACCAGGAUGUUGUCCCUGUCACUCCUGUGACCAGGCUGGAGGCUUCAAUGGCUGACUCAUCGAAUGGCUUGCAGAAGGCCUAGCACAAGCUUGACUUUUUGCAGCAGGCACUGACAUAGAGUGAGAAAGAUGCUUAGCAGCGGACUGAUGUGUCACACUCAGCAAGACGCUAUGGAGAUGUCUCCCUGCCAAUCUGGCAAUGUCUCAGCGAAUGGAAAGCAUUUACAAAUCUCACACCAUGUGCAGAAGGUUGAGAAAGGCAGGGUGUUACUGGUGUAAGACUCACAGCAAAGUGGGAAGAGUUUGUCACACGCUCACUCAACAAAAAGCAAUGACAUUGGAGUCUUUGUAAAUAGUGAACGGAGAAAGCUACAUCUCAGAAAUGUCCUCAUUUUAAAAUCAAAUCCUUUACCAUGCUCGAAGCUGAUUCUUUAUAAAGCCUCUGGCCCUGCUAAAUGCACUGCGAACAAUCGGCUCUUCAGAAAGGCUGUGUGUGCAACUAGCCACACCUAAACCUGACAUUAAAGUUUCUGGUUUCAAAAUAAAUGCUGGGAGCAACUGUUUUAAAAACUCAGUCACAUGCCUUAGCAGAAACAGAGACAGGAGAUGGCUGGAUACGUCUUCAGCUUGAGGGCUUGCUACAGUAGGACUUCAGUGGAAAAAGGAAAACUUCAGAGAAUUCAAAUGGUACCUCCCACUAAUGCGACAUGCUUUUUCUGUCAAUCCAACAAUGUUUAUAUUUCUAAGAAAGGUGUCUAUCCUGUUAAGGAGCCACCAAAUCAGAAACAUAUUACAGAAAAAAAAAUUUGUUGAGCAAUUGAACCAGUUUUGCUCAUUUCUAGAACAUUGUUAAGCUGAGUUGCCUCUACAAUGUCGAGCUGUGUUGAGUGUUGUGCCCGUAUCACUGUGUUUCAUAAACUGAAUGGCUCUGAAGUAGUCAUAGUCAUGCAAUAUUUGAUGUUGGUUGUCAGGUGAUGUCAACACUUGAGUGAGUCUGCAGAGAACGAUCCUGACCUUGGCUGGAAGAAUCUGUUCUGACUGUUUCACCUCCUCAGUGGUGUCCCCCUGUCAUGAUUAUUUUUUUUUGCUGUUGAACGCUGUGGAUCCAUGGAAGAGUUGCCAUAAUAAAAGAUCUUUUAUCUUGGAUUGUGGCAGAUGGAUGCAGCAUUUCAGUAACAGUUCUGCAGCCCAGCUACUUUGUUCUGGUACAAGAAUUGUGACAUUGAUACUGAAUCUGGCAGGUCUGAGGAUAGCUGCUAUGAUUUUGUUCCGGGUUCAUACAUGUAGAGUGAGUCACAAGUUCAUGUGACACGUAGAGUACACUGACACGGGUGCACAAACUUCAUAUUGCACUGUGAAUUAUGUAUUUGUGACACAGCCUAGAGGCUAUUAUUAGUCCAGACGGGUUACACACAAGAGUUGUAUUCGUUGUACAAAAAAUGUAAAUAUGUAUAUUUGAAAUGUGUGUGCAGAUGUUGA